ACGUUAAAUGUUUGAUCAGAAAUGUAUCAGUGGCUCUUGUGGUGCAUUUAUUCGGUUAGUUAUAAAACAAAGUUAAAUCAAUAUGAAGGCUGAAGCUGUAAAUGAAGAUGUAACAAAUGUGUCAAUACAAAUAUCUUCUCCCUGGGUGGUUAUCUUGGCCUCACUUACGUGACCAGAAUAUCGCGGCCGCGAGCUUGGGUGACGCGGUGUUGAUGCGCGUGAACUGACGGCAUCACCUCGUGAGCGCGCAAGAGCAGCAAUGGCCGCUUUGGAUCGGCGAAAUCCUAAUCUCGACGAUUUUGUCGGAUUAAACUGGAGUUGUUGGGUAGAAAGAGUGAAUAUUUUACCAUCUGACGCUGGGUCUAAUGUCGACGACAGUGGCAAGCAUGUCAGAAACCCCCCUGAGACCAUGACCCUCAAGAAAGAAGAUAUGCACACAUUUGGGCACUGCCCAGCACACGACGACAUCUAUCUGGUGAUGUGCAGCCACUGCGGCCAGGUGGUGAAGCCUCAAGCCUUUGAGAAGCACUGUGAGAGGCGGCACGGUCCUCUCCCUAAGAUGCGUGGACAGUCUCCUGCUUCAGCUUCCCAGCAGCGCCGUUGUCCUGCACGCACUCCAGCAAAUCACACCUCCUCUAGAGAGAGGCGGAAAGAUGGCAGAUGUCAUGAAGCCAGUGUCCCAUCCUCCUCCUCCUCCACAGCAGCUGCAGCCCCGGUGCACCAGCACAGGCCUGGCAAGGCCCAGCAGGACGCAGUGAGUUCUUGUUCAGUGGAAAAGUUUCCCCACGAGAAGUCUCCCCUCCCACACCACUCGUCCUCCACGCCUUGCUCCAACGUCCCUCCACGGCACUCAGGAGCCGAAUUGCCCUCAGUGCAGAAGCCCACAGCUUCGCAGUCCCGCGGGUCUCGUGGUCCUCUGCGGAGAACGAGAACCUACAGCCGGACUUACAAAAACAUCAGUAAGAAAAAGUGUGACCUGAACAAACCGUGUGGGGUUCUGGAUCCAGAGAGGAAGGAGCUGUGUAGCCAGGAGCUUAUAUGCAACACGGAUUCUAUCCACCAGCAGCAGAAAGCUUUGGGAAGGACUAAGACCUUUGAUCAACUGACAGAGGAGCAGAAAACGCCUUCUGCAGAUGGAGAUACGGAGCAGCUUCUUGUCAACGAGCAACAACAGCCACUUCAGACUAGUAUAACUUCUAACAGCAUUCUCAGGUCCGGAGUCCCAUCAGAAAGCAUUCCAGAGGCGGAAGGUGAAAGCUCGGCGGAAGUGGAGGCACAGCCUCAAAUUCCCUUCAGCAGGAGCAUGGUUUCAGGGGAGGAGAGUGACGACGGGAGGCAGCAGGAAGCCGUAGACCUGUCGGCCACACCCUGGCACCCCAAACCUCUCGGGCUAUGCACUUUUGGAUGCCGCACGUUAGGCUGCAGCAUCUUCACCUUCAACCGCCGAUGGCACCAUCUGCGGUUUGCCCUCGGGGCCAUGUUGGAACGCCAUGUCAGCACACACUUGUGGAAGAAAAUGCCUCAAGUAUCGUCAGGUCUCCGGUCCUGCCAUGUCACACAUGCCACCGUGGGAUCACCUGUCAGGACUGCCACACCCACCAAAUCGACAGUCUCCCUCAGCCUCAAAUCUACCUCACUUGGACCACUGGAAACCAAAACCAGUCAGCACAACACACAGAGUACCAAACCGCCGUCUUCCACCACAUCUGUGAGAUUUAUGCAGGAUGCAAGUGCAGCACAGAAAGUUGUUCACAUCGGUGAGGAAAAAGCCUCCAAAUAUAUCAGGGGUCCCGUGCUAAAUGAGAAGGGCCAGCCACAUCUCCCUUCCCUUCAAGGAACAGUGAAUGGCACCUUCUCACGCAAAAAGAAGCCAUGCCUUCCUCUCCACGCCCCCCGCAGCCGAGGGAGGCCUCUGGGGAUUCAGCAGAAGGUGGUGGGCUACGACCAGAGAGGUCCUGCCCAAAAGCGCAAAGACGGCAGUGAAUCUCAGCCCCUUGGCUCCAGAACCAAGUGUCAACGCUUGUCCUCCCCUCCCCAGAGAGGAGAGAAGAUGGAAAGAAUAACGGGGACGCGCACGCUUUGGGCCUGGAGAAAAGAUCCAACCCCUGAAAAGUCUUCCCCUUUUUAUGCACAGACAUCAGGAAUAAUAUUGGUCUGCAUGUUACCAUAUGUAUAUAUUUUUGCAAACAGCCUAUUUUUCUACGUGACUAAAUGUCUGUUUGUUACUUGUGUAAUACUGUGAAAAUACCUCAAACUACUUUGUCAUGCUGCUAAAAUGAAAAGUGAUAUCAUGGCAAAAAAGUAAACAAUUCUUGAAUCCUCCUUGUCCUGUGUCUUCUGUACCAAUAGACCAUUGGAGAUGGUCAAAAUGCACGUUUUUUAGGUUUAGUAUAC
This is a messenger RNA of Pungitius pungitius (ninespine stickleback), 2394 nucleotides long. It is a transcript of the gene atxn7l2b, whose product is annotated as ataxin 7-like 2b. Bases 260 to 2242 code for a protein of 660 amino acids. The record is from RefSeq and is a predicted model, not a curated record. Lineage: Eukaryota; Metazoa; Chordata; Actinopteri; Perciformes; Gasterosteidae. The transcript has 10 exons.